This is a messenger RNA of Solea senegalensis (Senegalese sole), 1480 nucleotides long. RefSeq names its product ATP-sensitive inward rectifier potassium channel 12-like. Gene Ontology annotation, cellular component: plasma membrane. Gene Ontology annotation, molecular function: inward rectifier potassium channel activity. The coding region runs from base 1 to 1428 and encodes 475 amino acids. Gene Ontology annotation, biological process: regulation of monoatomic ion transmembrane transport; potassium ion import across plasma membrane. The record is from RefSeq and is a predicted model, not a curated record. Lineage: Eukaryota; Metazoa; Chordata; Actinopteri; Pleuronectiformes; Soleidae. The transcript has 2 exons.
AUGGGAACAAGUCGAUCCAACAGGUACAGCAUCGUGUUAGACAUUUUACCCGAGGAGGAACGCCAAACGAUCUCGAGCCUAGGACUCCACAACGGCCACAGGUCCCCUGACCUCAGACUGCACUCAGCCUGCGACGCAGAAACAGAGGACAGUCAGAGGGGAUCAGGAGUGUCCACUGCCAGGCCCAGCACAAGUGCUGAAGGAGGGAUGAACAACUACAACAUACAACUGACAAGUGGCUCCAACCAAUUGCGGAGCCGGUUUGUAAGGAAAAAUGGACAAUGCAAUGUUUUAUUCACCAACUUGGAAGAAAAGAGGCAGCGCUACUUGGCUGAUAUCUUCACCACCUGUGUGGACCUCCCCUGGAGAUAUCUGCUGCUUUUAUUCUGUACCAGCUUCUUAGUGUCUUGGCUUUUCUUUGGUGUCAUCUUUUACACUGUUUCCUUGGCACAUGGAGACUUUGAGAAGCAUCCAACGAUGAAUCAAACAACCAUAGGGCAGCCGAAAAGAAUUCCGUGCAUUCUUCGUGUCCAGGGAUUUGUUGGGGCACUUCUGUUCUCCAUAGAGACCCAGACUACUAUUGGUUACGGCUGGCGCUGUGUCACAGAGGAGUGCCCUGUUGCAGUGAUAACAGUGGUGGUCCAAUCCAUUGUAGGCUGUAUCAUUGAGUCUUUCAUGAUUGGCACUAUCAUGGCCAAGAUGGCACGGCCAAAGAAGAGGAAUCAGACCUUAAUGUUCUCCAAAAAUGCUGUCAUAUCUUUGCGCGAUGGUAAGCUAUGCCUUAUGUGGAGGGUGGGCAACCUGCGGAAGAGCCACAUUGUGGAGGCUCAUGUUCGUGCCCAGCUCAUACGCUCAGAUGUCACAUCUGAGGGUGAAUUUAUCCCCUGUAAUCAGAUGGACCUCAAUGUGGGCUAUGAGGCAGGCAAAGACAGGCUGUUCCUAGUGUCUCCACUGGUUAUAGUCCAUGAGAUAGAUAAAGAUAGCCCCUUGUAUACGUUAAGUCGAGUGAAUUUAGAGACAGAUAACUUUGAGAUUGUUGUGAUUCUGGAGGGAAUGGUGGAGGCCACAGCCAUGACCACGCAGUUCCGUAGCUCCUAUCUUGCAAGUGAGAUUUUAUGGGGUCACAGAUUUGAGCCUGUGAUCUAUGAGGACCGACACUGCUACAAGCUAGACUAUGCUCGCUUCCAUAAGACCUAUGAGGUGACGUCCAUGCCUCAAGUCAGCGCCAAAGAGCUUGACGAGGCUGUGAGCCGGGCCUCGUCUGCUGCUUCUCCCAUCUCUGCAUACAGAUCCACACAAGACUUGAUUCCCAAGUCGGUGAUCCCUUUCUGUUAUGAGAAUGUCGCGCUGAGCUGUGGGGAGGAAGGGGACGCUUCUCAGAUUGUAGGGAGAGAAAGGUCAGAGGAAAGGCGGACAUCACUUCCGUAGACUUCCAACAAAUGUUCCAGGACACUGCAACCUUGACAUCAAGCAGUCAAGG